UGGAAAUUUUGAUGGAAAUAAACUGACAUGGUAAAUCACAUUCGUAGAAAACAGCAACUUAUUCACUGAAAAUAUCUGGGAUAAAUUUAAAAUAAUGGUAUAACUACAGAUGCCUAAAGCGGAAAGGCAAAGAACGAGAAAUGUCAGGAGAGCAAAAAGCCAAAGGGACGCAAAAAGAAGAGAAUGACGAGGAAAACAAGCUCACUAUUGGAUUUGUUGGCAGACCACAAGUUUUCAUCGAGGAGCCUCGAAGACUCCCAGUGCCAUUACUCGUGAACCAGUUUAAUAGAGAACCUACAACAGUUCAAGUUUUUCAUAAACAAACACCAUGGGGAGCGAAAAAUACCUGUCUACCAACAAAACAGAAGAGACGUUGUAAUAUAUUCAGGUGGUGUCGACGAAGGAGAGGCUACAAAGCAGAAACAGUUAACGAGGUUGUGAGGGUAGGCAGACAACGUCGCAGAAUUGUUCGAGAGGUGGAAUUGCGGCAAAGGUCGGAGUCGGCACCGCCAGUGGUCAUAAAAGAAAAACGUCAUGUGUUAAAAAAAUCAGCCAGCGUAAAACCUAUUACUAAGACGCAGUACGCAACUGUGGUGAAGAAAUACAAACACAAAGCGCCGUUGGCUGAUCGCUUCGUGAACUGCAUAUACCGCGUGUGUUGCCAGUUCUAUUGCUACCUCACCUGCGUGAUCGUGGUCAUCGUGGUUGUCGUAUUUGUGUUGUAA
Messenger RNA from Manduca sexta (tobacco hornworm), 725 nucleotides. RefSeq lists its product as uncharacterized. The record is from RefSeq and is a predicted model, not a curated record. Lineage: Eukaryota; Metazoa; Arthropoda; Insecta; Lepidoptera; Sphingidae. The transcript has 3 exons. Bases 141 to 725 code for a protein of 194 amino acids.